Ilyonectria robusta is the source of this 773-nucleotide messenger RNA. RefSeq lists its product as uncharacterized. The transcript has a single exon. The record is from RefSeq and is a predicted model, not a curated record. The coding region runs from base 85 to 630 and encodes 181 amino acids. NCBI's taxonomy places the organism in Eukaryota, Fungi, Ascomycota, Sordariomycetes, Hypocreales, Nectriaceae.
CGGCGGACGAGUGGGACGGCGGGUACUUGGCGAGCUGGUACUCUACGGUUUGGGUGCAAUCAGCGAAACAACGAUGACCAGCAGAUGCACAACAGCAGUCGUUCUCUCUACAUAAUGGACAUGAAAUCUCGGGCCAAAAAGGCAUUUCAUCCUGCUCGGCCAGAAUCACAAUACAGGGUGGCUGGCUCAACAUCCUCGCUGUCGAGUAUAGGGGAGUGCGGGUUACACACACGUCGUCGUCGUUGCUCGCCAUGUCAUGGGGCGGAUGAGGCGACAAGGCCUCUGCAGCCGUUGGUUGUGGCGCGACACGACAUCAACGCCAGCGUCCCGCCGACUCGAAAAUGCACCCAAAGCCCACCGAAAAUCCACACGGCCUCACACGGAGCGAUAUGCAGCAGCGAGGAGCGAGAGCAGGGAACAGGGGCCGCGGCAUGGGGUACAAAACGGUUCGUUCGCUUAACCAUGGCGCCUGGGCCUUUAAUCAAAGCCCGUGGGCCUUCGCCGCGCUGCACCGUGCCGUCGAAGAAGGCUGACGCCUUGUCUUGGCGUCUUUACUCGAGAAUCCUGCUCCGAGGUGUUUGUCUUACUCCGGAGCAUUCAUCAAGCAGAAACGACGUCCCGCGAGAAUAGAACUUGUUUCGUCGUUUCCAGGUCGGCCUCAUGCUAGCCCGAGAGCUGGCCACCAUGACGUGGACCAACGCCAUGUGCAUGCACCUAGGAUCGACAGCCACCGCACGAUCCGGGUGCAGGUUUUGCUCAAUCCCGUGUCCAAU